Molecule: messenger RNA, 1422 nt
Organism: Umbelopsis ramanniana AG
Lineage: Eukaryota; Fungi; Mucoromycota; Umbelopsidomycetes; Umbelopsidales; Umbelopsidaceae
Exons: 7
Coding region: 91-1362 (423 amino acids)
Cellular component (GO): membrane; cytoplasm
Molecular function (GO): protein binding
Source: RefSeq, a predicted model, not a curated record
CUUCACCGUUUGUUUCUUUUUCCCUCUCGCUUUUUGAUUGAACUCGGAAAAAAGCAUCGACAAGCAAAAAGCGAGUUCUUCCACAGAUUAAUGAAUACUUCUCAAACUGCACCUAACGCCAAACCCGCCUUGCAUGGUGUCAAAAUAAAGCAAAGAAAGAGUGUACAAAAGGCCCAAGCCAAACACGAACCUGAGAUUUUUAGAGAUUCCUUUUUAAAACCGCUCAACGCAGCCAAACCUAACGACUACGACGACUUGUCACAAAAGCUUGACGUUGCUGGAAACACACUUGAUUACAGAAAAUACAGUGACUCUUUGUUUGAAAUCCUUAUCAUUGGUGGUAUCCUUGAACCUGGUGGUGUAAUCGAUGAAGAUGCUGAACGCAGUCCUUUUAGUAUCUUUUCUGCAACCGACGAACUCGAUGAUGUUAGAAAACACGUAGAAGUGUUUAACAAACUGAUUCGUCGUUACAAGUAUUUGCAAAGAUCCUUUGAAGAGACUCUGCAAAAUAUUCUCCAAUAUAUCAACAAAUGGACGCCUGAAGAGAACAACAAGCUGGCCACCGCCGUUGGUUUCUUUAUCACCUCCCAGCUUGCCUCUUUGUCGGUUCUUAAGACCCUUCUUAAGGAUUAUUUGGUCAAGGAUGGUCAUUCUCUGCAGUUUGUCACUGCUACCUUCAAGGCUAUUCUGCUUGAUCAGUCCAUGGAACAACUUGGUCGUGCAUUGAUUAGUUGUGGCCUGGAUAGCAGAUUGAUCGACCUCUUCCCUCCUAACAAGAGAGACGAAGAAUGUCUUGCUCGCCACUUUGAGGCUGAAGACAUGAAGCCUCUCGUUGAAUUCCAUCAAAGAAAUCAACGCAACUCUCACAAGGAUGAGAUUUUAGAUCAUAUGAAGGAGAUGGUCGAUAACGAAGCUAGUCCACAGGAGUUCACUGCCUACAUCAAGGGUGAAAUCAAGAACGGGCUCUCUGAACAAGAUGCCAUUCAAAUGACCUGGACCGCCAUCAUUGACAGUGUUGAUCUCCUCAAUGCUCGUCCAGAUCAAAUCGAGCAGACGGUGAUGGGCUAUUUGAAGGAAUGGGUUUCUGUUCUCGAAACAUUCUCCAACUCACCCAAGACGGAGAUCAUCUUGUUGCAAAAGGUGCAACUUAGCUGCUACGAGAACGCCAAGUUAACCAAGUUCUAUCGUCAAAUCGUCACGCUCUUGUACAAGGAGGAUGUCGUGUCUGACACCGCCAUUGUUUAUUGGUCAGAGAAGGGCAUUAAGCCUCAAGGCAAGAAUGUUUUCUUGAAGCAGAUGGAGCCUUUCAUCAAGUGGCUUCGUGAUAAUGCUGAAGAUAGCGAAGAGUCUGAUGAAGAGUAGAUGUGUUUUUCCUUUCGUACCGUGGUUGGUUUGCUUUACAAUUUUUCUCUUUUUAUGAUU